Musa acuminata AAA Group (dessert banana) is the source of this 3247-nucleotide messenger RNA. RefSeq names its product protein NRT1/ PTR FAMILY 1.2-like. Gene Ontology annotation, biological process: transmembrane transport; oligopeptide transport. The record is from RefSeq and is a predicted model, not a curated record. Gene Ontology annotation, cellular component: plasma membrane. The transcript is spliced from 7 exons. Lineage: Eukaryota; Viridiplantae; Streptophyta; Magnoliopsida; Zingiberales; Musaceae. Gene Ontology annotation, molecular function: transmembrane transporter activity. Bases 1472 to 3226 code for a protein of 584 amino acids.
ACAAAAAGGAGCGGCAGCAGCUUCUUGAGGGCAACUCGAAAAAAAGACACCGAACCCAUCCCCAGAGAGAGAGGGGAAAACGACAUUGCAGAUUGAUGCGUUACAUUUAACUCGCCCCAAAUCAUCCAUGCUUGGAUCAGUAACCUGAUCCUUUAAGGUUCCAGGUCUCUGCUUCCACUGUGCCACCGCCGCCGCCGCUGCUUGUGAGGAAAAGAUGGAUUCUUGCAAGAUUAUUCUCCUCCUCCGAGCUCUGCUCGUGCUUAUAUCUACCGGCACGAGAAGGUCGAACGGUGAAAUACCAGAGAGCAAAGCGAGAAAGGUAAAGAUCAUCAGUGCCUAUGAGAUGGCACCUCUUCUGCAGUCUCACUGGCUUCGUCCAGGAUCCACAGCUCCCUUACUUGGAUGUUUCAGGCAAAAGAUUCCGGUUUGGAAGUAUUGGAAAGGAAAAGGUGAUAGUCGUAAUGACUGGACUCUGCAUGCUUUAUGGUGAUGGACCGAAUGAUGAGUUAGGACUGGAAUCCAACGGAGACUAUACCAGGAAAUUUGGUUACUUGGAUUUCUGAGAAUACAGCAAUGUUACUGAAACUGGAGUUGCCUAUGGAAGUCUCCUCAACAGAGUCUGGUACCAACCAGAGGAGAUCUUUCCUGUCCAUGGAGUCCCGGAAGUCAGACAUGUCUUCUGGGUUGCUGUCGACAACAAGUACUGCGCACUUUCAAAGCAGCUUGAGGGCCUGAAGUCGAAGAGGGUGUGUCAACUUUACGUAUGCCUACCGAGGAGUCCUGUGGUGGUGAGGGUGACAAGGUGAUGCAGUGGUAAUCUCUUGAGCAACAUGGCCUGCAAGCACUUUUUGCAUUCCAAGUUCAACGCCACCACGUUGGAUAUCGAGAGCGCAGCUGUUGCACUCGUUGCCUGCUUGCAGCAGAGGACUUCCGUCCAUAGCUUUCAGAGCUGUUUCGGGAGGCGGAUCUUUCCAAUCCCAGCAUGCUGCUGCCGUGUUCACCAAUUUGGCAGUCGAGAAUGCUGUCGAAGUCGUCGUCCAAUUCAUUUCAUUGUUAUCUGAUCAGAAGCUAGAAAUCUGUCCAGUUACCGGAAGACUGCAUGUCUGCCAUGGCUUUGCAGGACGAAUCAUUGAGCUGCCCGACUGUGGGUCUGAUGCUGCAUCUUGUUGUCACUCGAUUCGUUUGUUAUUGUGUCCGAGAAAUCAACCUGAUGCCUGCAAGGCGAUGAACCCCAAGUUAAGAGACUUUUGUCUCUCUUGGUUUGUUCACCCGGUAGAGGCAAAAACAUUGCUCAUCUCGCCUCGGUCGCCCAGUGGAAUUUCUAGAGACUGGAUGAAUCAACAAAGAUCCAAUAUGUGCAAUAUUAUAUCGAGAAAAGAGAGGAGAAAGACGGGUUUUGCAGACGGCAGUCCUAUAUAUUCCACAAUAUGAGUAAUUCGCCACUGGUUUAUCUUCCUCCGGGCAGGGAAAGAUGCAAGCUCCUGUAGCAGAGGAGGAAGCUCCAAUGCCAUUGAAGGGGAAGGGUGGCCUAAAGACUCUCCCAUGUAUCAUGGCAAAUGAGAUCCUCGAGAAAGUUGCGAGCUUUGGGCUCCAUGCAAACAUGAUCGUCUACCUGACGAAGACGUAUAACAUGUCCCCUGCUGCUGGUGCCAUUGUCCUCUUCAUAUGGGGAGCAGCAUCCAACUUCACACCGAUCUUUGGGGCUUUUUUGUCGGAUUCUUUUCUUGGUCGUUUCCGAGUGAUCGCAAUUGGGUCCUUCGUCAGCCUAAUUGGCAUGGCGCUUCUUUGGCUCACAGCGGUGGUUCCUGGGGCGCAGCCUCCUGCUUGCGGCCACGCGAACGACGACUGCGCGUCGCCCACCUCGUCGCAGCUCGCUUUCCUGUUUGCCGCUUUCGCCGUCAUGUCGGUGGGAUCAGGUGGCGUCCGGCCGUGCUCUCUUGCCUUCGGUGCGGACCAAUUGGACCAGAAGGGCGCGCCUCAGAACGAGAGGACCCUGCAGACCUUCUUCAACUGGUACUACGCGUCGGUCGGCAUCUCCAUCAUCGUCGCGGUGACGGUCAUCGUGUACGUGCAAGAUUACAAAGGCUGGGCGGUCGGGUUUGGUGUUCCUGUCGUGCUCAUGGCAAUCUCUGCAGCCCUGUUUCUUCUGGGAUCUCCUUUCUACAUCAAGUUCAAGGCAAAUAAAAGCAUUUUAGCCGGACUCGCACAAGUCAUCGUCGUGAGUCUCAAGAACCGGCAUAUAGUCUUGCCUCCGGACACCAACCAUGUGCGGUUCCACAACAAGAAGGGCUCCAAACUCACCGUUCCAACCAAGAAACUGAGGUUCUUGAACAAAGCUUGUGUCAUCAGAAAUCAGGAGAAGGAUCUGAAUCCCGACGGAACAGCAUCAAACGCCUGGAACUUGUGCACGGUGGAGCAGGUGGAAGUCCUCAAGUCGGUGGUGCGAGUGCUGCCUAUUUGGUCGUCCAGCAUCAUGGUUGCCGUUGUCAUCAGCCAGUACUCGUUCCCGGUGCUGCAAGCGGGCACCAUGGACCGCCACAUCGGGUCGAAGUUCCAAAUCCCGGCGGGCUCCUUCGUUGUGUUCUCCAUCAUCACUCUGACGCUUUGGGUGGCCAUCUACGACCGGCUGGUGGUUCCCCCGCUGUCGAAGAUCACGGGGAGACCUCGUGGGUUCAGCCUCAGACAGCGGAUGGGAAUCGGCCAGGUACUGUCAUGCAUGGCCACGGCGGCGGCGGCCGUCACGGAGGGCGCUCGCCGCAGAAGGGCCAUCGAACAAGGACUCGCUGAUGAUCCACAAGGGAUGGUGAACAUGUCGGCCAUGUGGCUGGUGCCACAGAAUUGCCUGACUGGUUUAGCAGAGGCCCUCAACCUCAUCGGGCAGCUCGAGUUCUACUACUCCGAGUUCCCCAGAAGCAUGGCGAGCGUUGCCGUGUCGCUGUUGACGCUUGGAAUGGGGUUUGGGAACUUGGUGAGCAGUGUCAUCACGGCGCUCGUCAACAAGAUCAGUGGAGCAGAUGGUGGCGCGAGCUGGCUCGACAGGAACAUCAACAAGGGCCACCUCGACUACUACUACUGGAUUCUUACACUACUUGGCAUCGUAAACAUCUUCUAUUUCAUGGCCUGUAGUCUAGUUUAUGGCGAGGAAGGGCAGGAUAAGAUCUGGGACGACGACUCACAGAUGAAACAAGACCUGCACUCUGCCAGAGAACUACCAAUCGCUGUUUGAUGUGCAAUCAAAGAAACGUGU